GUUAACAUUGCCAGCAAUUGGACCAUGGUCUAUGCCGAGUCACAGGGGGGCGACAUCCUAAACUGCUGGUGUGAAGCUCAAGGCUAUGCCAAGCUAGUGCAGGAUUCCUCCCUGGUUAGCACCUGCACGCCUUGGUUCUUGGAGACAGCAAGGGGAAUCGGCAUUAUGACCGCGGCCUCCUGUGUGGUUGUCGUCAUCAACCUGGUCCUGCAGUAC
This is a messenger RNA of Symbiodinium pilosum, 216 nucleotides long. The record is from the annotation of a GenBank genome assembly. Lineage: Eukaryota; Dinophyceae; Suessiales; Symbiodiniaceae.